GGCCAGAAUAGCACAAGGCUGCAGAUCACGUGUAGGCGCUCCUUGUUUACUUAGCAAGUCGAUCUGAUAAAGCUGCCGGUGAAAGGCCACAACAGCAGUGACAUGUUCAACAACAACAACUACAUCCGUAACAGUUUGCUGCUUGACUGCUGCUGUAUAUAUACGUGUGGAUAGUCAGUGAAAAUGGCUAUCCGUGGAGAGCGCUUUCACAUCGACCUCUCUGACGAUGACGACGACGACGACAACCCUCGCCCCCCCGUCCAAUCGCAGUCCCUAGAUUUUAUCGGCGACAUCAAGGAGCGAGCAUCCUCUUCUACCUCUCUACCACCUACUCCUCCACGAGCCUCCUCCAGUUCCACGGGUUUUCCAGAGCCCCGAAAACGAUCUAAGGUGUCUACUUUCAAAAAGCAAAGAGCAGAGCCAGAAUCUUUGCGAAAUCAUAAACAGCCCUCAGAGAGCGCUUCUGGUAGAUUCAAUCUCAGCCAGGCGCCUUCCUAUGCGGAAUAUGAGAAGAAAUCCAUAGAAGAAGAAAACAAACGGAGACUGGCCGCCAUGUCUCCUGCUGAGAUUGAAAGAGAGCGCGGGGAAUUGAUGUCUGCGCUUCCGCAAUCACUCAUCGAACGCCUCCUCCGAAGGGCAAAUAUCGAGGAGGACCACCAACAUGAGGAAAUGAAACAUCGGAUGGACAAGGGGAAGAGGGAUAUUAAGGAGGCUAAUUCGCCAACAGUGUCAAAAGAAGAACCAGAGGGGACAUCUACGCAGCUCAAAAAGCCUCCCAAAUCAGUAUCAUUUGACAUUCCACCUUCGCAGACAGUAGAAAAGUCCGCCGAUGCAGACUUUGAAGAACAAGAACGACCCCCCAAACCAUCAUCGACCAUAGAUAACCUCCCACCUCCCUACCCACCUUCCGAACUAUACCCCGCCUCCGAAUUCCCAACAGGUCCUAUCCAUUUCCCCAAACCUCCCCCACGCCAAUCUCCAAUGCCAAACCUCGAUCCCUCCUCCCCAUCCUUCCUCGCAGACCUACAAACCCACUACUUCCCAGAUAUCCCGCACGAUCCUUCUUCCCUCUCCUGGCUCCAGCCACCUAACGACCCUGCAUCCGACGAUCCAACUAACCCUUCCACAUCCCCCUACCACCCCGACAGCGCCGCCACCUCCGUCUCCCCCGCCUCCCUCCGUUUCUCGCUCACCGGCAACCUCCUCGCCCCACGCACCUCUCUCUCCAUCCCCACAACCCUAGGCCUCCACCACCACGCUGACGAUCCCGAAGCGGCCGGCUAUACAAUCCCCGAACUUGCAAUCCUCUCUCGCUCCACGCUCCCCGCCCAGCGCUGUCUGGCCUGGCAAGUUCUCGGCCGGUUCCUGUAUAGGUUGGGGAAGGGGGAGUUUGGGGAGCGCGGUAGCGCACUUGUUGAGGGGCUGUGGAGUGUUGUGGAGCGCGAGCAGGUGGUUGCGGGUAUGUUGGCUGAGGCUGGGGGUGGCAGUGGCUCGAAAUCUGAAUCACCUUCUACUACGGCUACCACUUCCACUACUCCUCCUGGCGCUGGUACUAGCGCUGGUUCAAGUAAUGUGGGACGCAUCGGGAAACACGCCAGCGCGCGAGCGUGGGCGACGGAGGCUAUUUGGCUUUGGAGGAGGGGAGGCGGCGGGGAUAGAGGAUUGACCAAGGAAGGAGUUCUCAGGUCGAAGUAGUUAGCAUUAUGGGAAGGAUAUGAGGAUUUCUUUGGUUUCACAUUGCACUUGUCGGCGAUGCACGGAGGUCUGGAACAAAGACCUUCUCUCCACGCUAGAGAUUUACAUGGUGUGGCAAAUCAGUUAACUACACACGGGGGUUGACCAACUCACAAGAGGUUGCAGGCGUGGUUCCCACAGCUUAGUUAUCAAGUUAGGCGUUCAAGACCUGAUAACUUCUGCCACGUGGAUUAGAAUUGUUUGAGAUUGGGUAUUGGGAUUUCCAUUCAACUUUUAGUGUGUUGGAAGGGCCUUUGUUGCACUGCUCCGUGUAUUUUCGAGCCACUUCUUAGCUGUUUCUGUCGGCUUCUCACAUUUUGCAUCUGGAUUACGGCGAGGAAUGUUUGCUUUCGAGCGCAUAUCAUGCUGCAUUUGGUCAGCUCUUCGCGCCUCCGGCUCAGAGAUUCGACGAACAUGGCCAAUCCGCGCUCUAGAUACCAGCGUCAAAAAAGAAUUCGCCGAGAGGUUAUGCGCAUAUUUCAGUCGCAUGCAAUCGGAACACCAAAUCUUUUAACUGAGCAUGGGCAUUUCAACGCCAUGGUUUAGAACUCUAACGGAACUACCCCGCUAUUUGACUGCGAAGUCUUACACAAAACUAUGGUCGAGCUUCAUGGCUUUAUUGAAGAUUAUACACCUACAUAUUGCCCAUCCUUACAUCGAAUCCUUAAAUACAAUCAAUCAUUCUUGAAUGUUGAGAGAUCAUGAACAUCAAAUAGAGGUCUUAGAUGUGAUGUGUGUGGCAGUUAGUAAUUACAGGCACUUUUCAGAUAAAGUCAUUACUUCCCAACACCCAUCCCUCCCUCCGGGAACCCUUUCUCUCACUACCACGGUCCACAUCUGAAAGCGUUGUAUUCUUUGUCGAGUGACCCUAAUUUGCAGAAAUAACCCUACAACGCAAUGGAAAAGGAGAAACCUUAAGAUGCUUGCCUGGCCCCUUCUUGUAUAUUGACUUUGCUUAGUAAAGGUUUUACCAAAAAGCAUACUGAGCUAUGGCGACGCACAGCGUUAAGGCCAUUUUCGCUGAUCGGCGACAAAUGUCCCUAAACCGGUUAGCGUAAUUCUUUCUUGGCCCGAUAAGCUUAAAUAGACCCAAACCUUAAAAAUGGAGGAGCCGCCUGCGAGGCGAUCUUUUGCCUAUUUUUUUCUAAAAAUCACAACCUCGCCCUCUCCUUCUCAUGCUCACUCUCACGUACAACUACCCCCCUAACACCAUUCCUUUCCUGCUCCUUCAGAACCCGUCUCAAAAUCUUCCCACUCGUACUCUUCGGCACCGCAUCCGUAAACUCGAUCUCUUCCACCCACUUAAAUCGGACCUUCCUCUCCCUAACAUACUGCAUCAGCUCCCUCCCAACACCCUCUGAUUUUUCAACGCCCGGUAUGAGCACAACGUACGUCUUCGGUCUCUCACCCGCAUAGUCGUCCAUUUUGCCCAGCACCGCUGUAUCAGAGACAUACGGAUGGCCAAGGAGUAAAUCUUCAAGUUCGGCAGGCGCAACGGCGAUUCCCUUCACCUUGAUCAUCUCCUUGAUCCUAUCGACGAUCGUGACUAGGCCUUCCUCAUUCAUACUACCAAUAUCGCCCGUGUGGAAGAAUCCGUCCCCACAGAAGGAUUCGGCCGUGGCGCUCUCGUUGCCGAGAUAACCCAUGGCGAUCUGUGGGCCCUUGGCAAGGAUUUCUCCAGGUUGGUUAUAGCCCAGUUCCUUCCCCUGGUCAUCGACGAUUUUGAUUUCCGUGCACGGGAUCAAAUCGCCCACUGUGGUCGCGUACUCGUAGCCAUAGUACUUAGGAGAGUGGGAGGUCAGACAGCCGCACGACUCUGUCAUGCCAUAUCCUUGUCUAAACCCGGCGUCGGGGAACCUCUUCGCGAGCAAUUGGACGACUUCUUUGCUCAGUGGUGCGGCGCCGCAGGAUAUGCGUUUGAUGGAGGAGAGAUCGUAUUGGUCUACGAUUUUAUCUUGGAUGAAUCGGAUGACGAUUGGCGGGACUAGGAUUAGUUCGGUGAUUUUGUAUUCCACGAUGGACUUGAGGGUGAGUUCCAUGGUAAAUUGUGGGAGGAGGAUGACUUCGUCGUUUUGGUGGAUGGGGCUAUUGCAGAAGCGGUUGAGGCCGGUGACUAUUGCAUUCAGGAAGCGGGGAUAGGUGGGGCUGCAGUUAGUCAAUAUGCGAGAUAUAUCGUUGACACCUAGCUAUCGGGCGGCGUAUGAUGUGGGGAGACUCACUGUGAAACAGUGGUAAAGCACCGAGAAACGUUUUUGGUUCGCACGGAGUGAUCGCUUUCAUCUGCAAACACUGGACCAUUACAUUGUGAUGCGAAAGCAUGACCUGUGAUGGAGAGUUAGCAGAGCCACCCCACCCCCGCUUCGAAUAUCUUUAGCAUAUCUCACAGCCUUCGGCAAUCCAGUUGUUCCACUGGAAAAGUUCAAAAAGCCGCAGAUAUCCUUAUUUGUCUUGCCGGCCGGUAUCGUAUAUGGGGGAAUCUGGCCCUGCUCGCCGUAGCCUUUCCCGAUCUCUUGCAGGUCCUUGAAGGUAGUGAAUCCCUCUACGUUUCCUUCGAGUAGAAAGAUAUGUUCUCGCAGAAUUCCAGCAACCUUAGCAGCAGCCACGGCAACCUUCAACGAGUUCGGGCUUGUCAUGAGAUAUUUUGUCUCCGCCUUCGUGAGGGCAUAUGCCAUUUCCUCAAUGUUGUACGCUGGGGAGGCCCCAGCCACCUUACCACCUAUAGCAAAUUAAGAAAAAAAAGGCAGCUUCAGUGAAUGUACUAGCGUGAAAAUGGGCCUAUGUAAUAUAUACAUACCCGCCCUGAGCCCCGCAAACAUAGCUACAGGAUACCAGAUUGUGUUCUGACUGAAGAGUGAUAUGGUGUCGGCUUCCUUCAUGCCAUAUUUCCUCACCAAAGCCGUGCUUGCGUAAGUUGCGGCUUCCUUGACUUGUACCCAAUUGACGCGUUCCUUUGUAACCGCAUUGGUAUAUCCCGCCAGCUCGUGCGGCUGGUAUUUGUGUAGGACCGAGAAUUGAGGCGAUUCGAAUAGCCACUGCCAUACCGUUAUAUUUGUGGGAACUGCGGGUUUGCUCUAUUAGUAAGAAUGGAUAGGAAAUAGAAAAGUAGGGGCAAGCGAAGAAAGCACAUCAGAUAGGCUGAAGAUGUGGAAAUGUUGAAAAGCCAGAAACCCGGGAUUCUAUCCCCUUAUAUGCCUACCAUCGAUCUCAGGAUGUCUUGAUCUGAACGUCAUUUUCCAAAAUGCAGAUAGCCGAUUGUCUCACACCAUGAAAACAAACAUAAAUCAAAAAACAGGUCGAUUUAAACGGUCUAUAUCGCUAUUUCUAUGUAUUUAAAAGGAGUUAACUCUCAUGGAACGGCUAUAUCGUUUCCUAAGAAUCUUCAGAAUUCGGCUCUGCCGAUUUCAGACCUUUCGGCAAUGAAAGGCUGCGGGGUCGGUUCGGCACUGCAAGCAUACAGCCGGCCCUCGAUCUGCGAAUAUCCUCAGAAAUAGCCGGAUGGAUGAAAUUUCACAUAAUUCUUUGUCCUCGCUCGAAUGCUUGACAUGAAAUAUAUUAUUUAAAAAAAAUUUGAUGUCGAGUAUACCACUUCUGGAGUAAGGGGUUGUGCGGGUGCGCAGAGUAUACAACCUAGGCGAUGCGGAUUAGGAGAUGGUCCAGAUAUAAAUAAAGUUCACAUUGCCGACACGAAUGAUUGUGCAUACACUCAUUCAAUCCACUGAAGAAGGUGUGAGCACGUUGACUCCGCUCCUUUGGGGCUAUGUGCCUCAACUGUCGGAAUGGUACCUCGGAUGAAUAUGUCGGAAAACAUAUGAAUCUCAUGUGUAUC
Blastomyces gilchristii SLH14081 is the source of this 5560-nucleotide messenger RNA. Its product is annotated as transcription factor Rba50. Gene Ontology annotation, cellular component: nucleus. The transcript has a single exon. The record is from RefSeq and is a predicted model, not a curated record. Gene Ontology annotation, biological process: transcription by RNA polymerase II. NCBI's taxonomy places the organism in Eukaryota, Fungi, Ascomycota, Eurotiomycetes, Onygenales, Ajellomycetaceae. Bases 184 to 1695 code for a protein of 503 amino acids.